AUGGCGCAAGCUGCACAAGCCCAGGCCGCUCAAGCCGCUCAGGCGCAAGCAGCGCAAGCAGCACAAGCACAAGCACAAGCCCAGGCAGUCCAGACGCAACUGGCGCCCGGCUUCCCCAACAUCCUCAGCGAGACCACCGCUGCCACCUGGUUGGCCAUCGGUUCGCUCGCCGAAUCGCUCGGCGAUCUCGAGAAGGCGUUGAGCUCCUACGACGCCGCUCUCAGACACUUGCCCAACAACCCCGAGACCUUGAUCAAACUCGCCAAUAUCUACCGGUCCAAGGAUGUCUUCUUCAAGGCCGCCGAGCUUUACGAACAAGCUUUAAACUAUCACCCCGAAAACGGCGAAACCUGGGGCUUAUUGGGCCACUGCUACCUCAUGUUGGACGACUUGCAGCGUGCGUACGCUGCAUAUCAGCGCGCACUUUACUACUUGGAUAACCCCAACGUGCCCAAGCUCUGGCACGGCAUCGGGAUUCUCUACGACCGUUACGGGUCGUUGGAGUACGCAGAAGAGGCGUUUGUGCGGGUGUUGGAGUUGGACCCCAACUUCGACAAGUCCAACGAGAUCUACUUCCGGUUGGGUAUCAUAUACAAGCACCAGGGCAAGUUGCAGUCUGCACUUGAAUGCUUCCAGUACAUCCUCAACAACCCUCCGCACCCAUUGACGCAGCCCGACGUGUGGUUCCAAAUCGGGUCCGUGCUCGAGCAGCAGAAGGACUGGUUGGGUGCGAAGGAUGCAUACGAAAAGGUGUUGGAGGUCAACCCGCAGCACGCCAAGGUGUUGCAGCAGUUGGGCUGCUUGUACUCGCAGGCAGAAACUACCACGCCAAACGGCACCACUGCUGCCAAUGGCGCCAACGGCGCGGCCCCAGGCGCGUUCCAGCAGGACCUCGCCAUUGCGCUCAAGUACCUCUCGCAGUCACUUGAAAUUGACCAGAGCGACGCCCACUCGUGGUAUUAUCUCGGCAGGGUGCACAUGAUGCGCGGCGACUUCAAUGCUGCAUACGAAGCUUUCCAGCAGGCUGUCAACCGUGACUCGAGAAACCCUACCUUCUGGUGCUCCAUCGGUGUGCUCUACUACCAGAUCUCCCAGUACCGUGACGCCCUCGACGCCUACACCCGUGCCAUCCGAUUGAAUCCCUACAUCAGUGAAGUUUGGUACGAUUUGGGUACCCUUUACGAAACCUGCAACAACCAGAUCAGUGACGCAUUGGACGCAUACAGACAGGCAGAGAGAUUGGACCCUGGAAAUCCCCACAUCAAGGCCAGAUUGGACCAAUUGGUCAAGUACCAGCAGGACGGUAACACUCACCCACCACAACCACCUCCAGUCAGCCAGCAGCCUAGAUUGCCCCAAGGAAUGGUGUUGGAAAGUGCGCAACAACCACAGCCAGGUGUUCCCGGAGGCCCUCCAGGAGCCGCAGGACCACAGCCACCGGCUGGAAGCUCGGGUCCCGUACCUCUCCACAUGUUGGGAACCCAGCCACCUGCGGGCCCUCCAGGAGCUCCUGGCCAGCUUCCUCAACCUCCACAAUUGCAACAACCAUACCAACACCCAUCGCAACUUCCCCCACAAUUGCAAGCUGUGCAGCAAGCGCCCAGCGUGCAUCAGCUCAACGUCCCUGAGAGAGGCAAGUCACCUGCGGGUGCGUCUGCGCUCGCUGCACUUUCUGCACCGGCUGCACCGGCUGCUCCUGCCGCCGCCACUCCGCCGGUUGCAAGUAGUCUGAACGGGUCCAAGAGAGAUCUCGACGACAAGAGAGAUACCAAGUUGUUGAAGAAGGCACACGCCUCAUCGUCCAAGUCGUCGCCCAAGCCAAACAACAGUUCGCUCAGCUCGUUGAUGAACGCCGCUGCCUCGGUGGCUUCUGAGGACGCCAGAACUGAGGCCUCGGUCAAGGCUGAAAACGGAAGUGUGCAGCCCACAGCACCUGCGGCCUCGGCACCAGCAUCCAACUCCGGUACUCCUGCCCCCAAAAUCCCCCAGUUCUCGUCCAACGUGACUGGCAAGAACGAUGAUGAUGACGACGACGACGACGUGGAAGACGAAAAGAAGAACGAGGCCGUCGAGCCACCCAUGAGAAAAGUCGAAGAAGACGAAAAUUACGAUGACGAAUGA
This is a messenger RNA of Suhomyces tanzawaensis NRRL Y-17324, 2121 nucleotides long. It is a transcript of the gene SSN6, whose product is annotated as transcription regulator. The transcript has 2 exons. NCBI's taxonomy places the organism in Eukaryota, Fungi, Ascomycota, Pichiomycetes, Serinales, Debaryomycetaceae. The coding region runs from base 1 to 2121 and encodes 706 amino acids. The record is from RefSeq and is a predicted model, not a curated record. Gene Ontology annotation, biological process: regulation of gene expression. Gene Ontology annotation, molecular function: chromatin DNA binding; protein binding; RNA polymerase II cis-regulatory region sequence-specific DNA binding.